UGAUCCGUCGUCUUCCGUCCUGCCUUGGCCUCCAAUAAUCGCUCACAUGUCCACAAUGCAAGGCACAGGAGACACUGAGUAUUGUAACGAAUGUUGGCUAAGUUCCAGUGGACGCAUAUGAUUGUCUGUAUCUGCUGCGUCGCUGACUCGGAUGGGCUUGUCGCAAGAUUGCAUUCUGAAGUCGUCCGCAUCGUCGGGGGUUCGUUCUUGUUGUCCACGCUCACCACGACUUCCAACAGCCCUAAGACAGUGGAAUGUUAUCAUCCAGUGCGUCGCAAACACCGUAUGCUAUGAUCCCAGUCACCUGGUUUCAUGCUACGUAGUUCGAAAAGCAGCCGCAGUCAAAGUGCACACCAUCGCCGCGUGCGAAGUUGCAUCCACUAGGCACUCCUUGUACUCGAAUGCUGUGUAUCAUGCGGAUGUUUUCCUUUCUUGUUCGUAUCAUCAAUCGCACGGUAGUCAGUGUGCGACCCGGAUUGUCAGCCAACCUGGUGACCCUCUGUGCCAGUGUUACUGGCUUCUUUUGCUACAUAUAUCAGUCGUGAGCCAGAUAAGGUGGCCCAGACGCGUAUACUUCCAUAUCAUGGACGUGCAUUCCCAAAAUCUCCUGGCCCAGCCGACAAGUCCCACCAAUAGCUCAUUGGCUGGUCCCGAUCAUGAUCGCGAUGUCGGGUGCAUAGGGGUUGUAUCGAACUCGCCAUUCGCCUCCCUUUGACAACUGACAGGCUGAGAGUCAACCGCAGAAUUACUACUUAUGCCACCGAGCGCCUCACCAGCCGGGUCGAAUUGUUCUCGGCGAAUACUUCUGACAUAUCUUGGCAAUAUCUUGAUGCAAUGGAUGCAAACAUCCCUGAUCACAGUCUUAAUAUCCACACUGUCUCCGCGCAAAUCGUACUCGUCCAUUACAGAUGCGUGUGCGAUGUUAUAUCAAC
Messenger RNA from Fomitopsis serialis, 932 nucleotides. RefSeq lists its product as uncharacterized. NCBI's taxonomy places the organism in Eukaryota, Fungi, Basidiomycota, Agaricomycetes, Polyporales, Fomitopsidaceae. The coding region runs from base 152 to 715 and encodes 187 amino acids. The record is from RefSeq and is a predicted model, not a curated record. The transcript is spliced from 5 exons.